AUGGCUAGUCGUUUUUCCGAUGAGGAAUUUUUGAAAAGGUACUCCGCCCGCUUCCUAAUCAUCCCCAAAAAUCACCCCGGCGGCAGCAACUCCUCUGCUCUGGACUCAUCGUCACAGCUGCCUUCUGAAUCAGCCACCGUCAUUGCCGAUAACGAACACCUCCUAAGCCAGAUACUGAUCAAACUUCCCCCAAAACCCCUCCUCCGUUUUCAGUGCGUCUCCAAGGCAUGGCUCUCCCUCAUCUCUGACCCGGCUUUCCGCCGCCGCUGGUGUAUUCUCCGGAGAAACUCCGCUGCUGUAAAUCUUCUCUUCUUUCCCUUCGGUGUCAAGGACAUUGGUGUUAUUUCUUUUGGUUCGGAGGGAGUGGCUUCUCCGUGUCUCUUUAAUUCGAAUCUGAUGAAGGGUUUUAUCAAGAAUGAGUUUGACGUUCAUGUACAUGGUUGUAAUGGGCUGUGGUGUAUUCAACGUGGUGAGGAUUUUGAUCGCAUUUCCAUUGUUGUUUGUAACCUCACCACUGGGCAGCACAGAGAAAUUCCGAUUCCUCGCGGUACUCGUUGGCCAAAGCUUCGUUAUUCUAAUAUAGCUUUUGAUCCUCAAAAAUCAGACCAUUACAAACUUGUCUGUUGGGGCAUAGACCAAAUGGAUUUUCGAUUCAUGGUCUAUUCCUCAGAAUCUGCGGGGUGGAAAGUUACAGAGGAUCAUAUUGGCAACAUAACUUGGGUAGAUUAUUCUUGUGAGAAUGGGAUUUUCUGGAAUGAGGACAUGCAUUUUAUUGGACGUGGUGAAUCCGGAGAGAUGUCUGUCAUAUGCUUUGAUGUGGAACAUGAAAAGAUUAGAUCAUCAAUGCCUCAAAUUCCCAACAGCGGCCAGUACAUUGGUUAUUUUGGGGAGGCAGGCGGGGAUCUGUGUAUUGUGAGUUUGAACAAUCCGGAGUUAUCGUGUACUAAGUUUGAUGUUUUUGCACUGAAGAGGGAUCACUCUGAGUGGGCUUUGAAGUAUCAAGUUGAUGUUGCCACGUUGAUUACUACAUAUCCUGUCAUGGGGAGACUUGGAUAUUGCAUUUCUUCCUUGAUUGUUAGAGGAGAGAGAGCUAUGAUCAUCAUUUCAUUGGCUGGGAAAGUGGUCUCUUGUGAUAUUAGCAGUAUGGUGGUUGAUGAGCUCGUUGAAUUUGAGGGUCAAUUCGAACAUUACAGCUGGAAUAAUGUUUUCCAGCAUGUGGAAUCCCUUGCAUUGGCCUGA
Messenger RNA from Oldenlandia corymbosa var. corymbosa, 1239 nucleotides. Lineage: Eukaryota; Viridiplantae; Streptophyta; Magnoliopsida; Gentianales; Rubiaceae. The record is from the annotation of a GenBank genome assembly.